UUUCAGGUGCCGAAGUCGGCCGAGCGACCAUUGUUCACUCCCGCCGCGCAUCAAGCGAACUGCAGCAGCGCCGCACGCCUCCGAGGAAUAAUAUACCGCGAGCGGACCGAGACGGCUGCUGUGUCCUCAGUGAGAGAAGAAACACUACCAACAACAGAAGUUUUAGCAGCGGAAACACUAUACUUUCUUCUUUCUUUCUUUUUGUUGUUGCGGGUGGUGUUUUUUUAGUUUCCAGCGCCUGUGCCUUGGAGUAACGUGACGUUUGAACCAGCGACUCCUUCGGCGUCUCCGUCUCUGCGAAACUCAGCGACAAUACUUCCAACUUUCACUGGAUAUUACCGCACUAUCUGGUUAUUUUUGUUUCUGUCUCUGAGCCCGGCCGUGUUUCCUGUGCAGCCUGGACGAGUCUUUGCUAUGGAUGGACCUCUGAGAGGGACCAUUGAGUGCAGCUGCACAUCUUAAAUAGCAUCAGGACCAUGUGGCACAAUUAGCUUCCCGAGUCUCUUCUGACGCGUUUGUGCAGAGCCAGACGCCAGGAUGACCGUGGCGUAUAACUCCAUCGUCAAAACACAUCUCAUCAUCAGCAUCAGACCGCUGAUUAUCAAAGGCUUCCCGAAACAAAGACUUGGACUGUAAUCUGUUUUGUGUUGGCCUUUUUUACUUUUUUUGUUUUUUUAAACACAUUUUUUGCUGGGUGGCCUUUUAUGUAGCAGACAAAGUGAACGGAUCUUCUACAUGAGCUGCAGAAAUGGACUAGAAACCCAUGUGUGACAGGGCAGCCGCUGCAACUCGUGGAAUAACUUAACGCCCGACUGUCGGGGUGUCACUCCUCCACCUGUCUGAAGGCAGAGCCCUCUCUCCAAUGGCAUGGGUCAAGUUCUUCAGGAAGCCGGGGGGCAAUCUGGGGAAAUCGUACCAACCGGGGAGCAUGCUGUCUCUGGCCCCCACCAAAGGACUGCUCAACGAACCGGGCCAGAACAGCUGCUUCCUCAACAGUGCCGUGCAGGUACUGUGGCAGCUGGAUAUCUUCCGACGCAGCUUGAGGCAGCUACCUGGUCACUUCUGUCUGGGAGAGUCCUGCAUCUUUUGUGCACUAAAGGGCAUCUUCUCCCAGUUCCAGCACAGUCGGGAGCGCGCCCUGCCCUCGGACAACCUGCGUCACGCCUUGGCAGAGACCUUUAAGGACGAGCAGCGCUUCCAGCUGGGCUUCAUGGAUGAUGCCGCGGAGUGCUUUGAGAACAUACUGGAGAGGAUCCACCUGCACAUCGUCCCCGAGGAGACGGACGCCUGCACUUCCAAGUCGUGCAUCACGCAUCAGAAGUUUGCUAUGACACUUUAUGAACAGUCUGUGUGCCGUAGCUGUGGGGCGUCCUCUGACCCGCUGCCGUUCACAGAGCUGGUGCAUUACGUCUCCACCACCGCACUCUGUCAACAGACGCUGCAGCGCAGAGACGAGUCAUUUGGGGAACUGUUACAAGCAGCAAGUACGAUAGGGGACCUUCGCAACUGUCCAAGCAACUGUGGCCAGAGGAUUAGGAUCAGACGGGUCCUCAUGAACUCCCCAGAGAUCGUUACCAUCGGCUUCGUCUGGGACUCGGACCAGUCGGACCUCACAGAAGACGUUAUCCGCUCGCUGGGGCCUCAUCUCAGUCUUUCUGCACUCUUCUACAGGGUGAUGGAUGAGCAUGCCAAAAAAGGAGAGCUGCUGCUGGUGGGGAUGAUCUGCUACUCCAGCCGUCACUACUGUGCCUUUGCCUUUCACACCAGGUCCUCCAAAUGGGUCUUCUUUGAUGAUGCCACGGUGAAAGAGAUCGGCUCCAGGUGGAAAGAUGUGGUCAGCAAAUGUAUCAAAGGUCACUUCCAGCCUCUCCUCCUCUUUUACGCCAACCCAGAAGGGAGUGCUAUCACCAUAGAUGAUGCCUCAAGAAAAAACAGCAGCCAUUCUCACUCCAAGACCUCCGUCAAUGGAGACGUGCACGGCGUAGAGUCUCCAGUUGUGGCCCACAAGAAGCUGGACCUCACUAGGGAGAAUCUGAACGCUCUGUUGGGCCACGGCUCCUUCAAGCAGAAGACCCCUUCGACCCUCAGCAGGGGCAGCGUUCAGCCCACUGGAGAACGGGGACCAGUUAAAAUUGUCUCCAGCGAUCCCAAAAGCCGCCUCGGGGAUAUUUCUCGAGAAGUUGCCCAGAAAGCCGGAGCGUUGCGUGGGAUGCAUCCGCCCAGAAGAGAGCCUGACCGGAGCGGUCACCGGAGGCCGGAGUCACGCUACAGAGAGCCGCGUCCGGACAGGAACUACUCCCGCUCCGUCUCCCCUCCAGAGAAUGGCUUCAAACAACACCUGGAGACUCGCCUGUACAGCAGCCAAGGGAAAGGGCCCAUACGGACGGAGCGAAUACCCCACCUUGGUGGACGGUCCUCGCAUGAGCCCUCUCGCUCUCACUCGAAGGUCCAAGUGUUGCCCAGUGGUCAUCACGGCCGUAAAUUGGACCACGUCUCCAACGGAUACGAUACCGACAGCAGCCGAGACUCCAGGGACCGUCCGGCAAGCGGAGGCCACAGCCGCAGCAGAAGGCCCGGCCGGCCCUGGAAGCCGAUGCGCGACGCGUUGAACGUGGACAGUGUUUUAAGCGGCGGUGGGAAUUCGGUUGGUCAAGAGCGAAGGCAGCACAGCCCGCGGAGAAGACCCAGCAGUCAGUCGCCCUCCCGCGACCGAGAGCGAGAUUUGCCGUGGGCAGACAGAGAAGAACGCAAACCCAAGAGCCUAAUGACCAUCUACGAGGACGAGCACAGGCAUGAAACGGGUGGCAGCCGAAGCUCGCUGGACUCGGAUGGCCGGGGCGGCUACGGUGACAAAGACGGGUCAAAGGGCUCGGCCCCUCUUAAAGUGCGGAAUGACAACUGGAAGAUCCAGCGGACUGAAUCUGGAUACGAAAGUAGCGACAGGCUCAGCAACGGCUCGGCAAACCUCGACUCGCCUGUGGUGGACGACCUUUCUUCCAAAGACCUGCAGACCAUUCCUGAGCUGCACCUCACAAGGGAUCACUUCCCUCACAGAAGAAGUGACGAUGUGAUUGCAAACAUAUUGCACUCCACCGGCGAACAACGAAGACGAUCUCCAGAUCUCCGAGAUGAAGACGUCCCAUCUGGUCCGUUCAUACGAAGAAGAAGAGCCUUCCGGUACACUCCCGGGAUCUUUGAAAAGAACGAUGGCGUGGGCAGCGAGCAAGAGGAAAACGUGGACGGCAGCCCCGUGAGCCCCGUGAGCCCCGUGCUCCGCUACCUGGCGAAGACCAGCAGUCCGGAGUGGAACAGCUCCGAUGACCUCGCCGGACCGCUCUCCGAACAAGAGGAGGCCGACGCCUUUGGCCACACCGACGCUUCCUCGCACCACCAUCCCCCGCCUUUACCCCCCAAGAGCUUCGGCCCCGCACUCUCGCACACCACCCUCAUCCGUCGGUGGAUCGAGACGCCUGCCGAGCACAGGUUUUCGUCGGACGCCAGCUCCAAGUCGGGGUCAUCGGAUCAGGACCGGAACGACCUGUCGGCCAGCGAGAGCGACGAGCGCUUGCCCAGUCCCAACCCGGGACACGGCGACGGCACGCACUCCCCCGGUCUGACGGAGAUGGCUCUUCCCACCACUUACUUUUCCGUGGAUAGCUGUAUGACCGACAGCUACAGGGCCAAAUACCACAAGAGACCAGCCCACCUGAAAGCAGAAGACCGCGCGUCAUCGGGGGAGAGCGACGUGGAAGGGAGGCUCCCUGUGCCAGACGUUCAGCCACCAGAGCUUUCCAAAAGCAGAUCACAAUUAGGCUAUCCGACCACAAAGACGACGGCAAAGUGGAACCCGGUUGCUUCAAAAGGACUCGACGAGCACGGUUUCUUAUGAUUUUAGCAAAAGCAUCAAUCGACCGAGGAUAAUCCAGAGACUGGAUGCCAAAAAUAAUUGCUAUGCACUAUGGCUGCUACACAGUUUGACUCCUACUGACUGGGAUGGGUAUUAGUAUAUAUAUAUUUACAUAUACUUGCCAUACAGAACGUGGACAUGAAACUGAUGCUAACGAGAUUGUAGAAGGAAUGGCAGGUGUCCUUAACGGCUGCCCUUCUGUUUAGGUUUGAACGACUAAACACUUUGAAUGAAUAGUGAAUUUGCACAGUGAAGAGCACCAGAAAGGUCCAGGAAACCGGAUCAUGCCUCCGACAAGUUGCCGUUUGACUGCUCCAAAGCAAAAGGGGGUGGGGUUUGUGAAGAAUGUGUCACAAAAAGCCACUUUAGCACACAAGAGAUUAAAAGUUUAAUUGUACGUGAAGAUAUCGCUAAAUUUUUUCUUUCUGUCACUUCAUGUAAUGCUUUAUUUGUUUAUUUAAAUAGACCCAUCCUCGUGUUACACGGUGUCUGUUCCAAUUAUCUCUUUUUAAAAUGAUAUACAUAGCUUUUUUUUUUCUACUUUUGGAAAAUAACUCAACCUCUUGGCCACUCUUUUGGCACAACUUAAAAGUGGAUCCCACGGAUCCGUGUGAUUAUUAAGCUCCGGGACUUCGUCGCAGGUCUGAUGCUUCCUGUCGGUACGUGGGAGUUUACCGACCUCCGCAAGUCAGACGUUUAUUUCUUUGUGUCUCUUCUUUGGUCAAAACUUCAACCAGAGGAGGUCGUAACCUCUCUGACCACCAGGGUGUCCAGGGCCGACGCGGUGAUGGGUACAUGUGAAGAUUGAUUGGUUCUGGGGAGAAGAGUGUGUGACGCAGUGACUGGAGGCCCAUCCAGAACGGUGUUCAUUGUCUUUGCACUGCGUUUCUGUUUUGAUUACUUUCUGUUCACACUCCGUACGGAUAUAAGCUUAAUAUUUUUUGAAAUCAAUGAUGCAGUUCUCUGUCCUGUUUCUUAAGAAUAGUUUCUAUUCGCAGCAAGUCUGCACUUGUAGGACGUGAAGAUGUACACUCGUCAUCUAGAGACGGAUGAGCGUUUGUUAUUGUUUUUUGAGCGGGAUUAUUGAUGAUGAUAUGUUUGUUGUGGACUACGUUUCGGUUCAAGAUGUUUUAUAUAUAUAUAUAUAUAUAUGAAGCAGACUCUAAUGCACAGUGCCUUUUGUAUUUUUCUAUGUCGUGACUACAUUAGAUUUGGAGCCAUGAUUUGUACAAUCCUGUGAUUUGGAAGAAUUUUUGAAACUUUAUCGAUUAAUAAUUGUUAAAUAAACUUUUAUUUAACCAUAUGUGUGUCAAGAUAUGUCUUAUGGAAUUGCACAAAGUUUAGAUUAUAGCAAUGCUGAUCUAUUUUGUAAUGGGACACCGAGUCGCAUCAAUGUUUAUUUUGAUAUUAUGAGUCCUGACUAUAACAAAUAAAUAGUGUUUACUGAAACUAAAUGUACAUGAUUGUAUUCCUGACGCUGGGAUACUUAGUGAUGUGCUGCCACCUGCUGCCAUGUAUCCUAAUGCACCUUCUAGAAGAAACGGAUCCUCAAAUAAAAAUCCACUCUUAAUCUCA
Messenger RNA from Pseudoliparis swirei, 5482 nucleotides. RefSeq names its product inactive ubiquitin carboxyl-terminal hydrolase 53-like. Gene Ontology annotation, biological process: sensory perception of sound; response to auditory stimulus; protein deubiquitination. NCBI's taxonomy places the organism in Eukaryota, Metazoa, Chordata, Actinopteri, Perciformes, Liparidae. Bases 863 to 3889 code for a protein of 1008 amino acids. The transcript is spliced from 17 exons. The record is from RefSeq and is a predicted model, not a curated record. Gene Ontology annotation, molecular function: cysteine-type deubiquitinase activity. Gene Ontology annotation, cellular component: cell-cell junction.